CAUAUUAAAGUGUUGCUGCAAUUCUGUCAGGGACGCUGUUAGCAGCCUGUUUUCAGGAGGAUUCGGAGGAACUAGCUAAGUAGCAAUACAACCCAAGACCAUGGAAAUCGACACACUCACGGGAGCUUUUAAUGAUUUCGAAAAGAAAGGGAAGAAAGAAACGUGCCCUGUGCUGGAUCAAUUUUUGUGUCACAUUGCAAAAACUGGAGAUACAUUGAUCCAAUGGUCCCAGUUUAAAAGCUACUUCUUGUUCAAGCUGGAGAAGGUUAUGGACGACUUCCGGGCGUCGUCUCCAGAGCAACGGGGUCCAGCCAACCCCAAUGUGGAGUACAUUCCCUAUGAUGAGAUGAAGGAGAGGAUACUGAAGAUUGUGGAUGGGUAUAAAGGGAUCCCCUUCACAAUACAGCGCUUAUGUGAACUCCUUACUGAGCCGAAGAGGAACUACACAGGGACAGACAAGUUCCUAAGAGGUGUGGAGAAGAAUGUGAUGGUGGUCAGCUGUAUAUAUCCAAGCUCUGAGAAAAAUGGGUCAAGUAACAUGAGCAGAAUGAAUGGGGUGAUGCUGUCUGGGAAUUCGUCCAUCUACACAGACAGGAAUGUCAAUGGGCCAGGCUCUCCUAGGAUCCUGAACAGACCCUCUGCGAAGCUCUCUUUAUCGAGCCCGGCGGCCACCAACGGCCUGCCAGAUAGCACAGAGAGCAAGGACUCGCCCACGGAGUCAACAGAGAAAGCCCUCAGUGAUUCGUCGUCGUCGUCGUCGUCAUCAGAGGCAGACUCAUCCCACUGCAGCCCGAUGAAGAACAAGCACAUGGCAGAGGAUGAUGAAGACGAUGACUCUCCUGAGGCAGAGAGGCAGGAAGCCAAGCGGCUCAAGUUCGACAAGGACGAGUUAGAGGAUGAGGAGGAGGAGGAGGAGGAGGAAGAGGAGGAGAAUGGCGAAGAAGAUGAGGAGGAAUACGAGGAAGGCAAGUUCUCACCGGAUCCUAUUGGAUCCGAGGACUCCUCCUCCAACACACCGCAGUCUUCCACGGACGUUGCCAACCCAACAACAGAGAGCAAAGCAGUGGAGGAGAGCGCUUCUGAUCAAGAGCCAUCCAGCACACAGAGUGAGCCCCUGGAGAGUGCAGACAGCAAAUCAGAGGGGGAAGCCUCCCCCGGGCCCGCCGACAGCAAGGAGAGUGGCGUCAAAACGGACCAAUCGGAGGAGCCGGCAUCGACUGCUGGCCCAGGGGUAGAGGAGCGGCCAGAGAGCAGCGGAGACCCCGUCAGCAGCAGCAGCAGCAGCAGCAGCAGCGGUGGUGAAGAAGAGACGUCUGGUGACUCCUCGGCUCGCGCUGACCCCAGCAGCCCAGUAGAGGGCAGUGUGAGUGUGAGUACAAGCGUGGUGGGGAGCAGUUUGGACAGCUCGGAAACACCGUCAGAGGAGCAAAUGGACCAGGACUAGCGGACCAGACAGGAGCAGAAGCAAGGCCCCUGCUCAUGCUGUACUGACAAAUAAAAGCCAGACAUUUGACCAAUACCAGUGGACCUCUCAGCAGUAAUGACCCCCCCCCCCCCCCCCCUCAUGAAAUGGGGGACAGGGGGGGCUAUUUUUGUGGCUAUACAGAGGACUUGCCUCUGAUGUCCACAUGCACAAACAGAUUUUUUUUUUUUUUUUAAGUUUGUUUAAUUUUGGACAUUUUAUGUUUUGGAAGCCCUCUGCAUUCAUGUACAUAUGAAGCCUUUCUUUCUUUCCCUUGACUAUGAUGUCCAAGUUGAGACCACUGUCCCACAUGCUUGUGGGGAAAAAAGAAGAAAAGACUGUGAAGUGGGAAUGUCUUUAUUAUCAUGUUUCUCUGCAAGCUCUCAUUUCCCCCUCAUGAGUGUCACUAAAGUUAUGUUAGCCGGAGGUGAAGGCCUUUGCCUGUUCAUUAGUGGGACCGAGGAAUUGUGGUCAAUUUCUCUUCAGUGUCUCCCGUCCUCGGCAGAAAAAGCAGUGAGAAACAUUCCAGGAGUGCGCCUCAGUCUAACACUGCCCUCUGCUGGGAGAAGCCAGCCUGUGCCGCAGCAAGCCCUCUGCUCACCUGUUCCCCUCCACAAUGAAAAAAAGGCCCUUAUGAAAUCAUGCUUGUGACUUAAGUUUUAUUUGGUUUGAAACACUAGUUGUCAAUGUUUAUCUUCUUUGUACGUGACAACAUGGCAAUAGGGAGAGACCAUGCUUCGCCAACGUGGCAAUAGGGAGAGACCAUGCUUCGCCAACAGUGCCCGUACCCAGAGACUUACCAGUGUUUUGUCCUCUCUUUUAUAAGUACAGUCCUUUGCUAUAAACAAGUAGCCUACUUUAACAUGUUACCUUGUUUUUAUUUCGUUUUUAGAUUUGAGUCAGUUACCAAGCCACUACUGAAUCACGUGAAAGCAUCAUUUUAUUUUGGUGAGCCAUUUUUAGUGUCAAAUGAAUUGUUUCAACAUUAAUUCACUCAUACUUAUCUUUAUUUCCAUUAUUUUAUGUUUAGGCUGUUGCAUCUUUUAUCCAUUUCGGCAACUCCUUUUUGAUAUUUGGAAUUUUUAAAUUUCUGUAAAGUAGAUUUUGUAGAUUGUAAUACGUGUUCACUGCUUUUUGUGAAGGUUUUAAAACACACAAAAAUCAAAAGAUUUCUCUGUAAAAUGAAUGUUUGGGCUUUCAAUACAGUAUUCAUAAAAAGCAAUAAAUGUUGACAUUUG
This is a messenger RNA of Alosa sapidissima (American shad), 2700 nucleotides long. It is a transcript of the gene ppp4r2a, whose product is annotated as protein phosphatase 4, regulatory subunit 2a. Gene Ontology annotation, biological process: protein dephosphorylation. Gene Ontology annotation, cellular component: protein phosphatase 4 complex; cytoplasm; nucleus. The coding region runs from base 101 to 1444 and encodes 447 amino acids. NCBI's taxonomy places the organism in Eukaryota, Metazoa, Chordata, Actinopteri, Clupeiformes, Clupeidae. The record is from RefSeq and is a predicted model, not a curated record. Gene Ontology annotation, molecular function: protein phosphatase regulator activity. The transcript is spliced from 9 exons.